UCGUCGGCCAAAAUUUGCGGAUGUAACUCUUUUGCACGGCUGAAGAGAUCCAUAGGUUCUGCAGGAGCAGCAACUUUCGCUAUUGCUGCUGAACUAAAGAAUGAUCUUUUCUUUGGAGGCGGGGGAGCCGCCUGAGGCAUCUCAUCUUCAAAUGGAUCGUCCAUGGCGAAAGAUCAGGAGUAAUGUGCAAGACGGAUGCGACGCGGUUGAAUUUGUGGGGUAGAACGCAAUCGUGAAUUUAAGUGCAAGGCUGUGAGAUGUGCCGCUAGUGAUUUCCUGGAUCUAGGUUUAUAUUGUACCGACAGAACCUACAACAUUGAACCAUUCACCUUGGGAAUAAAUCCUAAUCCGCUCCGAUAUUCAACGGCACUUCUGAUUUACUUGUGAAGGACGAGCAUUCUCCUGACUGCUACCCAAAAGAAGUUGCCCAGCCACCCCGCAGUCUUCCUUGGCGACAGAACACCUCACCACCAUGGAGAACGGCAACACCACACAAGCUGAGGGUAAGGACCCGUCAGCAUUCCUGAGUCAAAUCAUCGGAAACUCAGUGACUGUAAAACUGAACAGCGGAGUGAUCUACAAAGGAGAAUUGCAAAGUGUUGAUGGCUACAUGAAUCUGGCGCUCGAGAAAUGCGAGGAACAUAUCGAUGGGGCGAAGAAGAGGUGCUACGGGGAUGCUUUCCUGCGAGGCAAUAAUGUCAUGUACAUCUCGGCGGACUGAUUGUGGACGCCCAGAUCUGGAAACACACCAUACCUUGGUGGGAAUCUAGGACUCGUUUGUGCAUCAUUCCAGGCGUUGGGGUAUACCAACAGUUUAUGCUGAAGAAGAGGAAGAGCGGUGCUUAGAGUAGGGGGACGAUGCCAGUACUGUUCUAUUGCGUCGCAAAUUACGAAAACUACCAAUGAAAGGAGACUCAGAUUCGAGACGUCCAACAAAGAUACGUAACGCCAUGCAAAGCUAUCUCUCCAUUCUCGUUUCGUUCUGUGUCUCCUUCUUUCAGCACAGUGAA
Messenger RNA from Mollisia scopiformis, 1010 nucleotides. Its product is annotated as U6 snRNA-associated Sm-like protein LSm6. Gene Ontology annotation, molecular function: RNA binding. The record is from RefSeq and is a predicted model, not a curated record. The transcript has 2 exons. Gene Ontology annotation, biological process: mRNA splicing, via spliceosome; maturation of SSU-rRNA. Bases 473 to 721 code for a protein of 82 amino acids. NCBI's taxonomy places the organism in Eukaryota, Fungi, Ascomycota, Leotiomycetes, Helotiales, Mollisiaceae. Gene Ontology annotation, cellular component: P-body; U6 snRNP; U4/U6 x U5 tri-snRNP complex.